AGAACAUUUAAUUUGAUGUUUGUAAUAGUCGGUGGAUUUAAUUACAAAUAACAUAUCAACAUUUUAUUUUCAUACGUUUGAAUUUGUUUAGUAAAUUGCUACAAUACUAUUUCAGUCAAUAAUAGUUUAUUUAGAAGUAGUCAAAACUAUUUGUUCCAACAAUCUUCACAUAUUCAAAUCAACACUCCAUGAUGAAUUUUCAAGAGUCCAUUAUUGGACUAACAUGUGCGUACUUGCUAUUACUCGCUGCUGUUUCUUCUCAAAACUGCGAAUUCAGCACACUUGACUAUUCUCGAGUUUUCACAGAUAAAUCUGUCCAGGAAGAUCCGCUGUUUACCAAGACUGGGAUCCAGUCGCAAAGCCACUGUCUCCACGUUUGUAGUCGACGAUAUGGACGGUUCUGUUUGGGGUUCGUCUACAACAAAAAUCAACAGCGGUGCAUGGGAUACAAUUCUAGACUGGAACAGCUGACGCAAAUAACAGAAGUCGGAUCCGUCGGGUUUGCAGCCAAGUCGUGUCCGUUGCCUCCAUCGCUACCCAACGGCGACGCUGUCUACAACUCAUUGCUGGUAGGAAGUGUCGCUAACUACAGCUGUAACAAAGACUACCAAUUUUUUGGACUCAGUCUGUCAAGUGUCUGCGAGAUGUCUCAAUCGUGGAAUGGACUUAGUGGUUCCUGCAAACGUGUUGCUUUCUAUAACAUCUCAUCACCAUCCCAACAGAACAUUCCUGAAAUAGUCGUUGCUGGUUGGAAGGUGGAAAUCUUAGGCACACCCCUCGCUGAUACCAGAACUAGUAUCGACUUGAGACACCAGUAUAACCUCCCCCUUCUUGUGAUUGUCAACUUCCAGGAAGGCACAGUGGUCCGGAACUCAUUCCUUUACAAUAUCUUGGGUAACGAAGAGCGAACUCAGCCAUAUUUUCCAUUCGCCGUAGGAAUACCAUUUAAUCUGACAAUCCUCGUCAAGGAUUCUGCAUUUGAGUUAUACGUUAAUGAAACCUUCUUUGUUUCUCGUGCAAAUAACUACAGCAUCGCAUUGAUAAACCAAUUCAGCAUCAUGGAAGGUUUCCUUCAUUCAGUUAAAUUCAUCUAUUAAUAUUUCGCUUCAACGUUCACAUUUUGUUAAGAUAAAUACAGCAAAGAAACUAGCCUGCUCGGAUUAGCUGAUACUACAACUACGACUUCUACUGCUGCUGCUAAUGUGCAACUGCUACAGCUACAUCUACAGCUACAGCUACAUCUACGUAAC
Messenger RNA from Gigantopelta aegis, 1250 nucleotides. RefSeq lists its product as uncharacterized. Bases 189 to 1097 code for a protein of 302 amino acids. NCBI's taxonomy places the organism in Eukaryota, Metazoa, Mollusca, Gastropoda, Neomphalida, Peltospiridae. The record is from RefSeq and is a predicted model, not a curated record. Gene Ontology annotation, molecular function: carbohydrate binding; galactoside binding. The transcript has 5 exons.